UGCGCCCGUGCGCCAGUGUCCAGUGGGCGCCGUCAGCGCGCGCAGACGUCGCCGUCUCCCGCGCUUGUCCCGCGCGAGCACGCGGUCGCCGCACCCGCCGCCGGUGUCAGCUGUUGCAGUGCCACGCUUGCUUCCUCUUCACCAAGCGGACGCACCAUCCCCCUGCACCGAUCUUCCUCGCCGCUGCUGCUAGUGGGAUACCCCACCUCUGCCAACUGGGCGCUUUCUCGCAAAAGUACACAUAGCCGCUAAUCAGCCAGGCCGUCCCCAACGUGACGCACCAUCUAGAGCGGUGCGCGACGCCUCCUCCGAGUCCCCCCACCCUGAAGCAAGCAAACUCGGAGACCCCAGCCAUCUGUGAAGUGAUCUGGACAUCGAUCUUGCUGAGCGUCCAGACAGUCGCUCGACUCCGGCACGCCUCUACAAGUCGUCAAGCACCAACCGCUGCUUAGUACGCGCCGUCCACCCGCAGGUUCACUGAGCUUCCGCUGCCGCCAAUCGCCACCUCGAAGACUCACCUAAAGAGCAGAGGGUCACGCUGCUGAAGAUUGCUUGUACGACGACAAUCGACGCUGCCGAAACGCUGUCCUGCACGACGGUCGUUUCCGACUCUGCUCGACGUGCCAAGUGAGUCUUGUGCACGCCACCUUCCCCACUAGCUUCGCUGCACAGGAGGACGGCAUUACAGGUGGGCGCCAUGAACGUGAGCAGCGUGGCCGAGCUGAACCUGACGCUGUACUCGGGCGCCUUCAACUUCAGCCUGGGCCGGGCGCUGGACAUCCUGCAGCAGCACUAUCGCAGCGACCGCGUCUUCUCCGGCUCCACCGAGGCCGGCAUCGUGGCCGCGUACGUGUUCCUCAUAACUUCGGGCGUCUUCUGCAACCUGCUCGUGUCCGGCGUGAUCCUGUCGCACGCCAAGGUGCGCACCAACCGCAACCUGUUCGUGGUCAACCUGAGCGUCUCGGACACGGCGCUGUGCCUCUUCUGCAUGCCCUUCACGGUGUACUCGCUGACACGCAAGACCUGGCCGCUGGGUGAGCUACUCUGCAAGCUGGUGCCCUGCUUCCAGAGUGCCACCGUCUUCGUGUCGGCGGCCACCGUGUCGGCCAUCGCGUUCGACCGCCACCAGACUGUGGUGGCUGUGAGCGUGCAGCGACCAGAGGACAGCCGCCGACGGGUCGCCUGGUACAUGGCCGCCAUCUGGAUCUUCUCGGUAGCGCUCUCGCUGCCGAUGUGCCUGUCGCAGAGCCUCCAGCAGGUGGGCUUGUCGCGCCGAUACAUGUAUGAAAAGUGCGUCGAGCAGUGGCCCUCACCCGGCGCCAAGCAGCUCUACACCCUGGUCACUCUCCUCAUUCAGUUCGUGAUACCCACUACGGCACUCGUGGUCACGCACUUCCGCAUCAAGUCGCACCUGAGCUGCUCGGCCGCCUCGGUGCCGGGAGGCUCGGCCACGGCGCCUGACAAGCGCGGCUACUCGGAGCGCCUGCAACGUGAACUGCGCCGCAACCGGCGCGCCACCAUGGUGCUGCUCAACGUGUCCGUCGUGUUCGCGGUCUCGUGGCUGCCCUGGAAUGCCAUGAACCUGCUGACCGACUUCCACCUGGAGGGCAUCUCCCCGCAGCGGCUCUACCUCAUCUUCGCGGUGUGCCACAUGAUCGCCAUGAGCAGCGCUACCACGAACCCCAUCAUGUACGGCUGGCUCAACACGAACAUUCGCCGCGAGCUGCUGGGCGUGCGCAACCGCGUCGGGCUCGUCUUCAGCACGCUGCGCGCCUCCAACAGCGAGAACAACCUGCACACGUCCAUGGACGACAACAGCCGCACGGCCGUCACUGUCGACAAGAGCCGCUUAUGACGCGUCCCGCUCGGCGACCGGCGGCGCUCGUCGGCCGCAUCGUCGGUGUAGGCGCGGUUCUCGGGACGUGAUCCGCCUGGAAGGGACCGCCAGUCACCACGUGUUGCUCCGAUUGUGAGGUGCGCGAAUGCCAAGUGUGUGGCUGCUUUGUGACGGCGUAGAACCCGCCUCGUUCUACAGACGCUGUUAUGUGGCCUACCGGACUCUGCUGCAUCAACUCCGUCGUUGCGCAGAGGAACAGCAAAUAGGCGCCCGUCUUUAAUAGGCGCAUAGUGUAGCUUCGGAGGUGAUACUAUUGCGUCCCAUGCCACUACUGGGCCAACAAAACGUGAAAAUGUC
Messenger RNA from Dermacentor albipictus, 2194 nucleotides. Its product is annotated as neuropeptide F receptor-like. Gene Ontology annotation, molecular function: neuropeptide Y receptor activity; neuropeptide binding. The record is from RefSeq and is a predicted model, not a curated record. NCBI's taxonomy places the organism in Eukaryota, Metazoa, Arthropoda, Arachnida, Ixodida, Ixodidae. Gene Ontology annotation, biological process: G protein-coupled receptor signaling pathway. Gene Ontology annotation, cellular component: neuron projection; plasma membrane.